Messenger RNA from Closterium sp. NIES-65, 2634 nucleotides. Lineage: Eukaryota; Viridiplantae; Streptophyta; Zygnematophyceae; Desmidiales; Closteriaceae. The record is from the annotation of a GenBank genome assembly.
AUGGUCAAGCUGAUUUCGAGAAAGAUCGACCAGCUGGCGGAGGGAGCAAGUGUGGGAGGGGGUGCCGACCACGAGGGAGGAGGCGAGAAGACGGGACGCGUCGUGAUGGAGUACAGCGUCGAGGAGGAGGAGGAGGAGAUCGAGGAGGAUACAUCGAGGCAGGCUCAGCACGGGGCGAGCGGCCCGGGCGGCGAUGCGAACCAGGACGAGGACUCGAGCUCGGAAUCGAGCCCCGGCUCGAGCUCGAGCGAUGAGUCGGUCGAGGACGACGGCGAGGGCGCCGGACAUCGAACGGAGCGUAUGGGGGAGCACGGAGUGGCGCUCGGGGAGCGGGUGGACGAGCGAGUAGAGCUUAUCGAGCAGCAGGCGACAGGGGAAACAAAGACUGUCGAGGAGCAGGAGGGCGGAGCGGCUGCGCAGGAGGGUGGGGUCGGAGGGCAGCAGCAGGUGGUGGGCGAGGUGGCUGCGCAGGAGGGCGGGGCAGGAGGGCAGCAGCAGGAGGGUGUGGCGGCUGCGCAGGUGGGUGGGGCAGGAGUGCAGCAGCAAGAGUUUAGGGUUGCGGCUGCGCGGGUGAGUGGGUCGGGAGGGCAGGAGCAGGAGGUCGGGGAGGCUAUUGAGGAGAACCUGUUGGAAGGGGCGCGGGCGAAGAUCGACGAGAUGAGCGGGAAGAUCAUCGAGGGGGUGGUAGCCGCCAUCACAAAAGCGAGCGAGGACGCCGUCGAGAAGCAGCUCAAGCAGGUCGAGGAGCGGCUGGUUGCUGCGGUGCUGAAGGGUUUCGAGAAAGCCAUCAUGGAGGACAUGUUUUGCUCCACUCUCCCACCCGAGACCAUGAAGGAGUUGAAGGACAUUGUGAGGGAAGGAUACCAAGAAGCCGAAGCAGGGAGGUUGGAAGUCCUCACCGAAGCGAUGGCGAGAGGUUUUCAGCGCUCGGCGGGCCUGUCGACGAGGUCGCGUCAGGAGGGUGUGGGAGGGGUUCGCAGCGGGGCUGAGCCUCGAGGUCACGAGCGGUCGGUUCCUCCGUCUUCUUCGGUGGGAGGACAUGUCGGCAGCCCGGUUGGAUCCCCACCGGCGCGUGGCCGUCAUCCCGUCGCCAAGCCCGUCCCCGAAGUCAUCGUACUCGACCAGUCAGCCCUCCCGAAGACCUCCGUAGCGGCUCCGAUCGAUCAACCUGAUGCGUUUGCUUCGAUGCGGGACAUGCUGCAAGACCUGGGGAAAACGGGUGGGAAAGGAGUGGUCGCGGGGGAGAAAAGUGGUGCCCCGAACGAGCACGUCGCCUCGACCGGGAACAGAGCCCUAGGAAUGCGAGGUGCCUCUACCCCGUCAGGCGGCGGUGCAGGGAAAGGAGCGGGAGAAGCAAGCGUUGGGUUGCUGUCGAAGCCUAAAGCGGCAUCAGCUGCGCACGGCGGUGGUGCUGGCCAUGCUGCCGGGCUUGUGGGAAAUUGGGCGUCUUCCUCAACCCCUCCAGUUGCUCCUUUCGCCGCUGCUCCGUCCCUAGGCAACAUUUGCCUUAGCGAUCCGGGCUCCCCUUCAAAGUCGAAGAAGAAGCCGGCUGCGACGAAGUCGUCGAAGCGCGCUGCACACGCGACAGAGAGCCUUGACGUGGUGGAGCUGUCCAGCGUCCCUGGUCAGGCGCCUGUCGAGAAGACCUCUAUUGUCGUUGCUGCUCGACAGGAAAAGGCGAAGAAGGCCAGGGUCACGGGUCACACCCCACCUCCUCGACCGGACGACCAAGGCAAGACGAGAGGCUGCAAACGUCCCUUCAAAGGACCGAGUUUCGGGUUGCGGAAGGGGAAGCUGGUUUCCGAGCAGACCGUCGGCGGGAGGAAGCGGUUCCUUGGCACAUUUCAAACAGAGAAGGACCAGAAGUUCUGUACGGCCGUCUGCUGGCGCGUGUACUUCCCCGACGUUGUCCUUACGGAGUACGAAGGGUACACGGCGCAGGAUGAGGAGGACUGGAAGGUCUACCUUGAUGCGGCCGCAGAAAUGCCAACCGGCGUUUGGAGCGUGGCGCAAGAACAAGGGGAAUGCCGUUUUGACGAUUACCUGUCGCUGUUGGCGACGACAAAAAAGGAAGCGAAAGCUGGAACCGAGAGGGGAAUCGCGCUGUGCGUGGCGAUUGGUAAGGUCGCGACGCUUGGCCUGAAGCACGGGAAUCUGAUUUACCCGGUCCCGAAGGGCAUGGCGGCGACACCGCACAUGAUGGCCAUCGCAGCAACUGUGGCGAGCUUGUGGGCGGCCUGCAGGAAGUUGUCGAGGGAGGAUAUUAAGAAGGACGCCCUAGCUGCCGCAAACGGGGCGAUCUACGCCCCGGAGACUGCAAAGAAGGCUUGUGUGGCUGCCAUGUCCGCACUCGUGUCCAUACUUUUGCACGUCGGCAAGACGUUCCCUGCGAAGCAGUGGCCCGAUCACCUGUAUUCGUCGGCUGUCGAAGGUCUCGGCUCGACGGACGCCAUAUUGCUGCAGAUGCUGCGCGUGGCAGCACAGGUCUGUACGCAAUGGUGCUGCUGUCGAGCUGCUGCCCGCUUGCUGGAGGACGCGGGCUAUGGCAGCCUGGCUAUGCCAGAAGAAAAGAGCAAGGCGAAGCAGGGCGUCGAGGAUGCAGCUGAGACGGAAACUAGCGGGCAAGGGGAGUAG